CCAGACAACAUGAAGGCCUCCAUCUAUCUCGCUGCCUCCGGCCUCGCGCUGGCUCUCGCCGGCCCGGUCGAGAAGCGCGCCGUUCACACCGAGGUCGUGACCGAUAUUGUCUAUGUCACGGUCACUGCCGGUGCAGAGCCCGCGGCCAGCUCUACCACCAGCUUGACGUCGGUGGCUCCGACUACGACCUCGCAGCCGCCACCUCCGCCCCCUCCUGAGCCGACGACCACGCUUAUUCCGACUCCUGAGCCGAUCCCGACUCCCGUCUCAAUGUCGAAGCCAGCGGCUGUGUCCCCUCCGCCGGAGGUGAGGCUCGGUUCUCAGCAGGCCCAGCAAGCCCAGCAGGCGCAAGCAGCCGCGCCCACUGACUUCGCCAGCACUGCCGUGUACCACCACAACAUCCACCGAGAGAACAACUCGGCCCCGGCACUCGCAUGGGAUAGCACCUACGCCGGCUAUGCCGCCGAGACGGCCAAGAAGUGCAAGUUUGCGCACGACAUGGCUCCCGGUGGCGGCGGCUACGGUCAGAAUCUGGCCAUGUGGGGAUCGAGCGGCGAUGCCAAGUCCCUCGGCGAAAACACGGCCAUCGCGCGGGCUAUCACCAACAUGUGGUACAACGGCGAGAUCGUGCUCUACCCCGAGGCCAACUAUGGCCAGAAGAACCCUACGGCUGGCAAGUUCGAGCAGUACGGUCACUACACGCAGCUUGUGUGGGCCGAUACUAAGAAGGUCGGCUGUGCUGCUCAAUACUGCCCCCCUGGAACCAUGUUCACGGACAUGGGCGCCUGGUUCAGUGUUUGCGACUACUUCCCCGCCGGAAACAUGGGUGACCACUACGGCGACAAUGUCCUGAGGCCUCUGGGCAAGGCGAGUGUCAAUGCUUAGACACGCCCUAACUGUCGACCGUCUUGUCGCUCACAUG
Messenger RNA from Gaeumannomyces tritici R3-111a-1, 922 nucleotides. RefSeq lists its product as hypothetical. NCBI's taxonomy places the organism in Eukaryota, Fungi, Ascomycota, Sordariomycetes, Magnaporthales, Magnaporthaceae. Gene Ontology annotation, cellular component: extracellular region. The transcript is spliced from 3 exons. The record is from RefSeq and is a predicted model, not a curated record. The coding region runs from base 10 to 885 and encodes 291 amino acids.